Messenger RNA from Asparagus officinalis (garden asparagus), 977 nucleotides. RefSeq names its product dr1-associated corepressor-like. The record is from RefSeq and is a predicted model, not a curated record. NCBI's taxonomy places the organism in Eukaryota, Viridiplantae, Streptophyta, Magnoliopsida, Asparagales, Asparagaceae. Gene Ontology annotation, cellular component: nucleus. Gene Ontology annotation, biological process: regulation of DNA-templated transcription. Gene Ontology annotation, molecular function: protein heterodimerization activity. Bases 132 to 884 code for a protein of 250 amino acids. The transcript is spliced from 6 exons.
AGUAAUAAUUGGGCGAGAAAAAAAAAAGUUAAAAACAGUGCUUGGCCGAGCUCGCGAGAUCCGAGACUCGCGUUCUUGAGAUCCUGAAAUCAUCGUGGAACCAGAGAGAGAAGGGCAAGCGGGAGAGGGAGAUGAGGAAGAAGCUCGGCACGCGAUUCCCUGCUUCACGAAUAAAGAAGAUAAUGCAAGCUGAUGAAGAUGUUGGCAAGAUUGCGUUGGCUGUCCCUCUUCUUGUUUCAAAAGCUCUGGAAUUAUUUCUCCAAGAUCUUUGUGAUAGGACUUAUGAAGUUACUCUCCAGAGAGGGGCCAAGACAGUAAACUGCAUGCACUUAAAACAAUGUGUGAAGAUGUAUAGUUCGUUUGAUUUCCUAAGUGAUGUUGUUAACAAGGUACCGAAUCUUGGUGGUGCUGAAUCUUGUGGUGAUGAGAAAGGAAUUUCCCGCAGAAGAAAAACAUUACCAAAUGAUGGAGAUACAGUGGCAGAUGAAGAGAUAAGGUCCCCAAAAAUGGCAAUGAGGGGUGCACAUUUUAGUGCAAGUCCAAGAGGCAGAGGACGAGGCAGAGGACGAGGAAGAGGGCGGCCCCCUAGUAUAAGAACAAUGGAAAUGCAUAAAGAGCAUGCCGAUGCUUAUAUGAAGUUCGAAGAUGAUAAUGAUAUGUCCCCUGAUCAUGGAGAGCCUCAUUCCAAAGAUAUCGGAGGCAUAGAGAAGGAAAAUGUUGCUGAGAAUGCAAACCCCCCUGAGAUUGUGGAGGAAACUAAAAGAGAGGAGUCUGCAGCGUGGCCUUUACCUGAUGAGGCAGCAAAGAUGGGCAUAGCCCCGUUAAAUGUUGUAAAUUUAAACAUGCAUAUUGAUGAGGAUGAGGACUACGACAACGAGGAUUAGGGAAAUUAAAGAGCUCCCUCUUUUGUGUGUAUGCUUCUAACAAUGUACUUGCUCUGUAAUUGUUAGUAGUUAGCUGAUGUUCUUCUUUGCCUA